AUGAGCCUCUACGGUGCUCGUGGCGGCUCUUUCAUGGCAGCGGGCCCCAACGGCGGCUUCGUUGCGGGAUCACGCGGGGCCUUUGUCGGUGGCGGCGUGGGCGGUGGCGCGAUGGGCAGCGGGGUCUACCCCGGGAUGGGCUAUGCCGGUGGGGGCGUGUAUCCUGGGACGGGGUAUGCUGGCGGUGGGGAAGGCUGCUGCGGAGGUGUGGGCUGUGGCAACAGCUGCGGCGCGGACGGGUGCGGGGUGGGCGUGGCGCCCGCGUGCGGCGACGCGUGCUGCGGGGUCGCGGGCGCCAGCUGCGGGGGCAUAGCCGGAACGACGAUGUCGUAUGUGGGCGCAGGCGGCGACUACAUCGCCACCACCACCUACCAGUACGUGGGCCAGGGCGCGGGCACCUUCACCGUGGUGCCGAUCCCCGCGGCUGGGUGCAGCGUCUGGUGGCUGUGCUGCCUCUGGUGGCUGGCGCUGCUCCCCUUCCUCUUCCUCGCGGGGACCACCACGACCACCACAACAACGCCCCCCAUCAUCAUCAGCACCCCGCCUCCAGAGACCCCGCCGCCCAUCGUGAACCCCACGCCGGCGCCCCCCGGGCCAGGGCCCGCGAAGCAUUGCAAGAUCUUCGGCGACCCGCACGUGAUCACGUUUGAUGGGCAGUCAGCGAGCUUCUACUCCCAGGGCGAGUACUGGACCGUGAAGAGCACCACCGUCUGGAUCCAGGGCCGCUACAUGCCGACUCCAGUGACCAACGGCCUCUCCGUCAUGAAGGAGGUCGCGAUCGGCGGCCCCUUCCUGGAGAGCAAGGACGGCACGAAGAACAUCCUCCGCAUCUCCUCUCUCAGUGCGACCUUCAACGACGUCCCCAUCAUCCUGGCUUCCCGGACGCCUGGGAGAACCAGGAUCCGAUGA
Messenger RNA from Prorocentrum cordatum, 909 nucleotides. Lineage: Eukaryota; Dinophyceae; Prorocentrales; Prorocentraceae. The record is from the annotation of a GenBank genome assembly.